AUGUUCACGGGUGAAAUCAGUCUACGUGAUGUUUUCCCAUAUCCGUUGGACCUUAGCGCUGAACGUAAAGAGAUGACACAUGUUUUUUUGCAGUCAGUGGAAAAAUUUAUGUCUGAAGUCAAUAAUCCAACUAAGAAUGAUGAUGAAGCAAAUAUUCCAAAGGAAGUUUUGUCGCAGUUUGCUGAGUUGGGGUCAUUUGGAGCUCUAGUUCCUGAGAAAUAUGAGGGCGCUGGUUUGAAUAAUACACAAAUGGCACGACUUGCUGAGGCUGUUGGUGCAAGAGAUCUCGCCUUAGCUGUCGUAAUGGGUGCACAUCAGUCUAUCGGCUAUAAAGGCAUAUUGCUUUACGGAACGGAGGAACAAAAGCUAAAAUAUUUACCAGAUUUAGCAACGGCUCGGAAAUUUGCUGCUUUUUGCCUCACCGAAGCUGAAGCUGGGUCAGAUGCCAAAUCAAUCCGUACUCGCGCGGAAAAAACAGCUGAUAAUAGGCAUUAUGUUAUUAAUGGUAGUAAACUAUGGAUAAGUAACGGAUCGUUUGCAGAUAUAUUCACUGUUUUCGCCCAGACACCAGUGAAGGGCGAUGACGGUAUCAUAAAAGAUAAAGUCUCGGCAUUCAUCGUUGAACGAACAUUUGGUGGAGUGAUAAGUGGUGUGCCUGAAAAAAAAAUGGGUAUCAAAGGAUCAAAUACUACGGAAGUCCUUUUUCAAAACACAAAAGUUCCAGUGGAAAAUCGUUUGGGUGAGGAGGGCGAUGGAUUUAAAAUUGCUAUGAAUAUUCUUAAUAACGGCAGAUUUGGCAUUCCUGCCGCUUGUACUGGUGCAAUGAAGUAUUGCAUUCAAAAAACGAUCGAUCACAUUUCUGAGCGAUCUCAAUUCAAUCGAAAGCUCAAAGAAUUCGGAAACGUACAAGAACAAUUUACUGAUAUGGUUGUAUGUCACUAUGCAGCAGAGAGCCUCACUUAUAUGUUGUCAUCAGUUAUGGACAGAGGUGUGCAGGAUUACCAAUUAGAGGCUGCAAUCGGAAAAAUUAUGGCAUCGGAAAACGCAUGGCGUGUUUGUGAUCGUGCUAUUCAACUUCAUGGGGGAAUGGGUUUCAUGAAAGAAUGCGGUUUGGAAAGAAUACUUCGAGAUUUGCGCAUAUUUAGAAUAUUUGAAGGUGCUAAUGAUGUGCUUCGCUUAUUCAUUGCAUUAAGUGGAAUACAAGUUCGUAUUCAUUGCAUAACUUUUAUUGUGGAUUUGAGAAAUAUAGUGCACCCAUCGCUCAUCGGUAGUGCAAAGUUAUUGAAUGACUUAUUAAUCGAAUUCAUCAAAACAAUUAAAAAUCUUCUAAUGAAACAUAAGAGAACAAUCGUAGAUCGGCAAUAUGAAUUAAUUCGUGUUGCAAACGCAGCCAUUGAACUUUAUAGUAUGGUUGCCGUGCUUUCAAGGUGCACAAGAACAUCCAAUUCGAUGGCUUCUUCUGUUCAGGAGCAAGAAAUUGCUAAUCUUUUCUGUAAACAAGUAAUUUUUCUGAUAUCAAAUUAUAUUAAUGAAAUAUACCUUCUUUAA
Molecule: messenger RNA, 1548 nt
Organism: Dracunculus medinensis (Guinea worm)
Lineage: Eukaryota; Metazoa; Nematoda; Chromadorea; Rhabditida; Dracunculidae
Source: the annotation of a GenBank genome assembly